AUGAAGACCAUCGCAAUCAUCGGCGCCACCGGAAACCAGGGCCUGUCCGUCGCCAAGACCUUCCUCAGUCUGGGCGACUGGACCGUCCGCUGCCUCACCCGCAAUCCAUCCUCGCCUGUCGCGCAGGAUCUCGCCUCCAAAGGAGCCGUCAUAAUCCAAGCGGAUCUGGCGGACGUCGCAUCCCUCCGCUCAGCCUUCGACGGCGCGCACGUUGUCUUCUCCAACACAGACUUCUGGGGCCCCUACGCAGCCUGUGGCGACAGCCUCCAAGCCUACAACACCGAAGUGCAACACGGCAAGAACGCCGCCCUCGCAGCAGCCGAGAUCCCCACGCUGGAGCGGUUCGUGUACUCCCUCCUCGGCCCGAUGAAGAAACACUCCCAGGGAAAGUACUCGAACUCGUACCACUGGGACGCCAAGGCCGAGAUCAAGGAGUACAUUGACACGGCGCUGCCGGAGCUCGCGGCGAAGACGAGCUAUAUCAUUCUCGGGGCGUAUACGACGAACCCGCUAUUUAUUCCGCGGUGGGAUGAGUCGGUCAACAAGUAUCGGUUCGUCGUUCCCCUCAAGGAGGACUGCAAGAUGCCCAUCGUCGCGACGACGGAGUCGACGGGGCCGUUUGUCAGGGCGUUGAUUGAGGAGGCGCCGAGGACCAAUCUUCUCGCGUACGACAGUUGUCUUGACAUGAGGGAGGUUGUGGAUCUCUGGAAGAAGGUGACUGGGGUCGAGGCUGAUCUUGUCUCCUUGACACCAGCGGAGAUGCAUGCGUCGUUCAAGAUCCCGUGGGAAGUGCUGGACGGUCCCGCGUUCAUCCAGGAGUAUGGGUACACGGCGGGCAUUGAGAAUGUCAUCCAUCCGCGGCAACUGCGCAACCCGCCGCAGACGGACUCCUUUGAGGACUGGUUGAGGAAGAGGGAUUGGGAGGAGGUCGUAUCUGGGGGGAAGAAGGAGCUGAGCUGGGUUGUGCGGUCGUCUUCAGGACAGGGUGUGUCUCAGUAG
Aspergillus terreus NIH2624 is the source of this 999-nucleotide messenger RNA. RefSeq lists its product as uncharacterized. Lineage: Eukaryota; Fungi; Ascomycota; Eurotiomycetes; Eurotiales; Aspergillaceae. The record is from RefSeq and is a predicted model, not a curated record. The coding region runs from base 1 to 999 and encodes 332 amino acids. The transcript has a single exon.